Suillus fuscotomentosus is the source of this 705-nucleotide messenger RNA. RefSeq lists its product as uncharacterized. The record is from RefSeq and is a predicted model, not a curated record. Lineage: Eukaryota; Fungi; Basidiomycota; Agaricomycetes; Boletales; Suillaceae. The coding region runs from base 1 to 705 and encodes 234 amino acids. The transcript is spliced from 2 exons.
AUGUGGAAUGUCAGACCUCCCAUUCAAACAUUCCCAAGCACAAGUUCAUACCCCCCCGCAUCCGCGGUCUCCAUGACACGAUCAUUAUCUACAGCAUAUGUGCCUCCAGAUUGGCCAGGAGAGCGCCCAAGAACCUGGAGACAUGGCUUCAAAUUCAAGUCGGGUAUUUCAUCCCUGCUAUUCCGAAGAAAGUCUGUAUCAAGACUAGCCGAUGCCACCGAUAGCGCCCGGUUCAGACUUGAUCCGAUCCUGCGAGACGACAAAGAUGUGAUCCUUGAUCUCCGUCGCAGCCAACAUUCCCUUAUAAUUCGAGAGCUGGGGCGCCCAGUAGUCGCAAACGACUUGAUGGGACCCUGCACAAACCCACCGACAGUGUUCAUGCGUCUCUAUCACACGCGCUUACCGUGGUACAUCGACGUUGUGCCGUCAGGUAAUGGCUCCUACGUCACGCUGGGAGACUUGUUCAUGAAUAUAUGCCAAUCCCUCGCUCGACCGAUACACCACGAGGAUUACUACAACGAUGAGCUAGAUGCCGAUGACAGGGAAGAGCUUAAGCAGACGUGGCAGAAGCGUUGUAGCAGCAAGAAAGAACGUAUGGAAGGGGUGAAGCAGGUUGAUUUUUUGCGAGAAAAGUACAUGUUUCUGGGGUUGACUCGCGGAAAAAACGGCAUGUGGCAGCUGAGUACAGGAAAAGGGUACCCAUAG